Messenger RNA from Colletotrichum acutatum, 1994 nucleotides. RefSeq names its product putative extracellular lipase. Lineage: Eukaryota; Fungi; Ascomycota; Sordariomycetes; Glomerellales; Glomerellaceae. The transcript has 8 exons. The record is from RefSeq and is a predicted model, not a curated record. Bases 7 to 1728 code for a protein of 573 amino acids.
GUAAACAUGGCGCACUUGCUACUUCUGUUACUCGCCGGGCUCUCGGGUGGCCUCUGUCAAGAGGCGCCACAAGUCCAAAUCAGAAAUGGCUCUUACACGGGCGUCCAUCUGCCUUUACUCAACCAAGACUACUUCCUCGGCAUGCCGUUCGCGCAACCCCCUGUGCAAGGCCCCCUUCGAUUCUCGCCACCGGCUUCAUUGAACAUCUCCUGGACUGGAUCGAGAGACGCUACUCAAUUCGGCAACAUCUGCUACGGCUACGGUAACGAUAACAACAGGCUCGCGGCGCUUGGAUUCAAGAUCUCCGAGGACUGCCUGAGCAUCAACGUCGUUCGCCCCUCCAACUACACAGACCAGUCACUGCCAGUUGCCGUGUACAUCUACGGUGGCGGCUACUUCCAAGGUGGCAGCGCUGAUCCUCGGUUGAACUUCUCGUCCAUCAUUCGGGACUCUGUUGCAGCUGGGAAGCCCAUCAUUGGUGUUAGUUUCAACUAUCGUCUUUCCGCCUUUGGCUUUCUAGGAGGGUCUGAAAUUGUGGCUGCUGGAGUUGCAAACCUUGGCUUUAGGGAUCAAAGAUUGGCACUACACUGGGUACAAGGGAAGUGCUUGAUUGACACGUUCUCAGCUAACUCGUCCGUAGAAAACAUCGCCGCCUUUGGAGGAGAUCCUACCAAAGUAACCAUAUUUGGUAACAGCGCGGGUGCAGGUUCUGUCGGCGCCCAACUUCUGGCGUACAAUGGGCGCGAUGACGGAUUAUUCAGAGGGGCCAUUUCUCAGUCGGGAGCCCCUGCGGGUUUCUCGCCAUUCUCUCCGUUCCUCGACAUCGCAAAAUGGGACGAAGUUUAUGAGAAUAUCACAGUCGGCACAGGCUGCAACACGACAGAUACGCUUGACUGUCUCCGGAACGUCCCAAUCGAGGUUUUGAAUGCCGUCGUCAAUUCUACAGCCACUUCAGGAGCUUCCUACGGACUAGUGUUUGACGGUGACUUCGUGGCCGAUGCCCCAGGAGCCCAGCUGGCCAAGGGCAACUUCGUCAAGGUCCCGUAUAUCAUCGGCCACAACACAGACGAAGGAUCUGCCUUUAUCCCGGGCAACAACUUCGACAAUGCCACGUUCUAUCCAACGUCCAAGAUCGACACGGAUGAACAAUUCAGGGACUACAUUGUUUCGCUCAAGGCCAAUGAGACGGUUGCAAGUAGAGUGUUCGACUUGUAUCGCCAAAACGCAUCGGACCAGGCUCUAGCCACGUACUCAGACGAUCUCGGUGCUGAACUCGGUUAUCAGUACAAGAGAGCUGUUACGCUCGCUGGCGACUCCAAUAUCAUUGUGCCGACUCGUUAUACGGCUCAGAUGUGGGCGGCGUACAACGUACCUCUUUACAAGUAUCGAUGGGACGUCAUUGUCAGCGGGUUGCCUCGCUACAUUGGCGCAACGCAUGCGAAAGAGAUCUUCUUCGUCUUCGACGACCAGAGCAGAGACGACUAUGACGUGUGGCCUCUGCAAGGUAAGCCCAAGUCGUUCCCUGACCUAGCUGUAAUUAUGGCAACAGCAUGGGCUAGCUUCGUUGCAACGGGCGACCCGAAUAGUAAUGGAUCCGUCAACGGUACAAAUUGGCCUCUGUACAAUGGAUCCAAACAGAAUUUCGUCUUCACUGGAAACGUUACUAGCCACGUCGAGAAUGACGAUACGCGUGAGCAGGAAAUCGGCUUUCUAUCAAGUCUCUUUUGAUGUCAAGUGAAGUGGAAGUGACAGAUCAAAAUGGUGGGACGGGACCGGGCAGGAUGGACGAACAGGGCCCAUAAUAGACGUAGAGGUACCUACCUUGUCCCGGAUAACCAAUAAGAGCACAUUAGCCCCGCUGUGCCACUUAAGAGAUUAUCCGAGAUGCAAUAAGACGGAAAAUAGGUACCUGAUUUGUACCUGACAACCGGGCAGUAUCUCAAUCAACACGCACCAUGAUUAUUUACUUAUGUAUCAACCCAAAACUGCAUGAC